AUGGCCGAAUAUAUCGAACUCGAUGAGAUCGGACAGGAUUAUGAUUGGGAUCCCUGGGAAGAAAAUGACGAAACUAAUUUGAACGAUGACUUUUACGAAACGGCAUUGGACGAUCUGGAAAGACAGGACGAUGAAAAAUGGCUGUCGGAUUUUAAGAAACAAAAUGAAAAUGAUAAGGCUACAAAAAGAAAGAGGGAAACCAAUUCAUUGUAUACGACCGGAUCUUCUACAAGUCUGAAAUCUGAAUACGUGAAAAAACUUUUUGGGAACGACUAUCAAUUAAACCCGAACGACGGAUUAAAUUCCAGGGACUUCUUUUCCCGACUGGAUGUUGACGGAUAUUGGUUAACGUUCGACGAUGUUAGAGUAGCUUUCAUCGAUAGAAGUAGAAAAUACUUUUUAUCUAAAAAUACAUCCAACGUUCAGAGUCUAAAAGAUUUUAGAACCGCAUUCGAAAGAGCGACGGAAGAACAUCAGAAUAAAUUCGUCAGUAUCACAGAAGAAGAAAUUCCAGAUGGAAAUCCAUCGGUCCUCGAUGAUAUUUCUAACGACGUGCGUGAUGAAAUUCACAAUGAAAAUAUCGACGAUAAUCUUGAAUUUCACGAUCGCGUCUUACAAUUUCAUCGUGAUAGGAAAUUGACUGAACAGGAAGCUAGGGAAUUGGUUGGAAUUACCGUUCCCAAAGGUGAACCUAAUGAACGGAUCAAAUAUUUAAAAAUAGAACGUCAAAAACUUAAAAUAGAUUUUGAAACCGAAUCCGAUCCCGAACGUCAAGAUAUUUUUCGCGAAGCGUUAGAGAUCGUCGAUCAGAAUAUCGACGAUGCGAAAUUAGAAAUGUGGGAUCGUCCCGAAUCUGAAGAAGGCGUGCAUCGGAUUCGUGAAAAAGUUCGCGAGGAUACACGGACGAGAUUUGAAAAAUUUAAAGUCUGGGCCAGGAAAAAUUUAGGAGUUUUAUCUGCGAUCGCCAUUUCCAUCGCGGGGAUUAUUACGACUGUCGUUGUCGCUGGAAAAAAGACGUUGGUCGGUGCUGCGAAAGGGGUGGGUGAAGUUGGAAAAGCAUUAGGUAAGAUCGCCAAAGCCGCACUUCCCGUUCUCGUUCCCAUCUUGAAUAUGUUAGCUACCAUUCUUACAUGGGGUGCAAAAGGAAUAGAAUUUCUUGCGAAAAAUCUAUGGAUUCUUGCCAUCCUGAUCGCCGGGUAUUUGUACAAUUAUUUGAAGAAAAAAUAA
This is a messenger RNA of Paramuricea clavata, 1227 nucleotides long. Lineage: Eukaryota; Metazoa; Cnidaria; Anthozoa; Malacalcyonacea; Plexauridae. The record is from the annotation of a GenBank genome assembly.